This is a messenger RNA of Cannabis sativa, 3352 nucleotides long. RefSeq lists its product as uncharacterized. The transcript has 4 exons. Bases 466 to 2364 code for a protein of 632 amino acids. NCBI's taxonomy places the organism in Eukaryota, Viridiplantae, Streptophyta, Magnoliopsida, Rosales, Cannabaceae. The record is from RefSeq and is a predicted model, not a curated record.
AUAUUUUCGUAACUUGUUAUUUUUAAAUAGAGAUUUUUUCUAUUAUAGACUAAAAAUAGAUGAAAUUUACAUUUAUGACCCCAAAAAAGGAAAUAAAUAAAAAUGGAAAUUAAAAAGUUGUUAAUUACAAAAAUGCCGGCUGAGAAAACGGAAAGGGAAACUCCAUCUUCUUCGUGACCAGCCGAUCCUUCUUCGUGACCCAGCCGUCCAACCCCAACAACCCAAUCUCAACAAUUUUUCUUCCAAAAACCAGCAAAAUCAAAUUCAAUUCAAAAUGUAGAACUCCUAGGAAACCAGCUGAAUCCCGAAAAUCCAAAAUCAAAAACGAAAAGGAAAAAAAAAAAACCAGGAACCCUCCAUUGAUGUACAAAAAAAACUCAAAAACAACAAUCAUUGAACAAAGAAAUCGCGAUCAGAGGAGAAGAACCGAGUAGAAGGAGAGCUGGAAAUCAAAGAAACUCACCCAUGAUUGAAUCAGAAGGAGAAUUGAAGGAAACGGAACCAUUACAAAUAUUGGUGCAGAGCAAUGGGCAUUGGGAUGACAACAGAAACUAUGUUGAUUAUGAAUCAAGUGGAGAAUUAAUUUCGACCAAGUGCACUUUUGAGGAACUAAUGAGAAUAAUGAUGGAAGAACUCCAAUGCAACCAUGAAUCAACACAACUACAACUGAAAUAUCAACUGAAGGAAGGAGGCCAACCACUACAAAUCAAGGAUGACAAAAGUCUGUUGUUCUACAUAAAGCUAUUAACGAAGGAGGUUGAUUUCACAAGGUACCCAUUGUGUGUGAACAAAACCAGUAACACGGCACCACCUAACCAAACAAUGGUGUGGAACAAUAUGAUCAUGGAAUCGUAUGAGAACAACGCAGCACAGGAAGACUUGCAGCAACCUGGAAACAACACGGCAACAACUUCCAAGCAACAACUAUCUGCGCAGACGAUGGGAUCUGGUGAAGUUGAUGCAUUUUUCCUAGAAACAGUAACAGUGUCAUCAGAAUCAACCAUACAACAACCAGACAACAACAGAGAAAAAACUACAGCAGUAGAUGAAGAUUUCGACUUCACCGACUAUGCAAAGCUUGUGGCUGCAGAAAUGGUACAGCAACUAGAAAACAACCAGGAAGAAGAAGAGGAAGUGGACAACACAGAAAUGAUGAUCAUCAAUGACAAACGACAUGAAACAAUAGAGAAUGGGCAAAUUUACAAGGACAAAGAAACAUUGAUAAGUACACUAUGCUACUUUGCAAUCAAGAAGACAUUUCAAUACAAAGUAGUGAAAUCUUGCACAAAAGAAUACAACAUAGUGUGUUUGGACACAAACUGCAAAUGGAGUUUAAAGGCUACAAAAAAUGGAAACACAGAAACAUUCAUAAUAAGGAGCUACGAAGAAGAACACACAUGUGCAGUUACAAUAAGAUUUGGAGAUCAACGACAAGCUACAUCAAAGUUGAUAGCAGACUUUGUAAAACCAAAAUUCUUGAACCUGAAAACAAAGUGCAGCCCUGCAGACAUAAAGACAGAAAUGAAAGACAAAUACGGAAUAAAGAUGAAUUACAUGAAAGCAUGGCGUAGUAAAGAGCGAGCACAAACCCAGCUACAUGGAAAUGCUAAAGAGUCGUACAAUCUCUUGCCAAGAUACCUGUACAUGCUACAGAAAACAAAUCCAGGAACAUUAAUAGACAUAGAGAAAGAUGAUGAUGACAGUUUCAAAUAUGCAUUUGUUGCAUUGAAUGCUGCUAUAAAAGGUUGGCCAAACUGCAAACCAAUCAUCGUGGUAGACGGUACAUUCCUAAAGGCCGCGUAUGGAGGCACGUUGCUCACUGCCAACACACAAGAUGCAGAAUCUAAAAUUUUUCCACUAGCAUACUGCAUAGUUGAUUCUGAGAACGAUAAAUCGUGGGAGUGGUUCUUAAAAAAAAUAAGAGAAGCAUUCGGGGUUCGAGAAUGUCAAUGCCUAAUAUCAGACAGACAUGAAAGCAUCAUCAAAGCAACUAGGAAAGUGUUCCCUGAAAUAACACAUGGCUACUGCAUCUUCCACCUCUUGUCGAACCUCAAAACAAAAUUCAAGAAAAAUGCAAAGCAUUUCAGAGUGCCAUUCUUUGCAGCUGCAAAAGCUUACACAGAAAUGGAGUUUGAAUUCCAUAUGAGGGAGCUAGACAACUUGGAUAAGCGCAUAAGACCGUACCUGGAGAAAAUUGGCCAUGAAAAAUGGUCAAGGUAUCAUUCAGAAAACAACAGGUACUCUACCAUGACAUCAAACAUAGCUGAGGCACUGAACUCAGCAAAUUUAGCAGCAAGGGAAACACCAGUGACAACAUUAAUGGAGUGCUUGAGGGGCACAAAUGCAAGAGUGGACAUACAAUAAUAGAAAGGAGGCACAAAAAUGCACAACAAGGCUGACACCAUCAUCUGAGAAAAAACUCAUAGGGAACUAUGUACAGUCAUUGCGACUAACAGUAAGUUCAGAUUAUCGUUCGCAUAAAGUAAAAUAAAAACAGUUGUUUUUGAAUAGUUUUUUGGUUGUUUUAAAGUUGGUUUAAAACAUGCAGGUGAAACCAGCAAACCAGAACCUGUUUGAGGUGAUAGAUGAAGACAGAACAAGAAUAGUAAACUUGAAGGAGAAGACGUGCACAUGCAAUAGAUUUCAAAAAGAUGAAAUGCCAUGUAACCAUGCAGUCGCCGUCAUGAAGGACUUGAACAUAAACACAUACAACUACUGUGCACAAUACUACACAUCAAAAGCAUGGCUGCAAACAUAUGAAGAAACAGUAUACCCAGUUGGAAACGUAAGAGAAUGGGAACUUCCAGAUUUUUUUGAAGAAAUCAUAGUGUUGCCUCCAAAGGAGAGAAUCAAGUCUGGAAGGCCGAGGAAAAGAAGAAUGGCAGCAGCUUGGGAAACAAAGAAACAAAACAAGUGUGGCAAGUGUGGACAAAAGGGACAUAACAAAAAGACCUGCAGAAGAAUUACAGCAUAGAAGUGGAAACAACUACACAUCAACCAAAAAACAACUAUAUUAAAACAUUUAGAAAACACAUACUGCAUAUUACGAUUGGUUGUUACAUACAUUUUUUUAUUGUGAUUUUUUAUGUGGAGAGAUAUUGAUAAUAGGGAAUUGGUAUUAUUAUCAUUAAUAUACAAAAGAACAUCAAAUAUUAUAGUUAAAUAAUUAAAUGAGUGGAAGAAGGUUGAAAUUAAUAAGAAGGAAAAAUAAACUACAUAAAGUGAUUACAAAUGCAAUUUAGUUGUUUGUCAGAUGGUUGUAAUAAGGUUGUUAAUAGUAUGCUGUCAUGACUAAGAGUAAAUAUAAAGAUUAAAAAUCCAAAAAUAUGAACAAAUUAAAAACCAAUUCCAA